Molecule: messenger RNA, 727 nt
Organism: Rhizopus microsporus ATCC 52813
Lineage: Eukaryota; Fungi; Mucoromycota; Mucoromycetes; Mucorales; Rhizopodaceae
Exons: 2
Coding region: 134-727 (197 amino acids)
Source: RefSeq, a predicted model, not a curated record
CUGGACGCAUUUUAUUUUUUUUGGACAGGUUCAAAAAUUAAAUUAGACACUUUCACUUUCUCAAAUCAGACGUUCAUAAAAAAUUUCUGGACCUUUUCCCUUUUCUUCUUUAGUUAUUCAUACAUAUUUUACAAUGGAUUUUAUACAUUAUAAGCCUGAAUUUGAUUAUUAUCCAGACAGUGAAACGGAUGAUGAGAGAGAUGAAGAUUUAGCAAUGGAUUAUGGUUACAUUCUGCAAUUAAUUGACUUGGACUCUUGCGAGCCUGUUUUUGACGUCAAAAUGGAGGAACCAAUCGAGGAGCCAAUAACAGUAGAGCCAACAAUGGAAGAGAUUACCACUGAUUUUAAUGCGAUAUCUAUUACAGAUAACAGCAAGAAGAAGAACAAAUAUGGCCCGGAGCAGAUUCGUGCUUUUAUUGAGCUUAUUCAGGAAGAAGGGUUGAGUGUGCCAAAAGCUGCCAAGCAGUGCAUGAUUCCAAGAAGUAGCGCAUACCUUCUACUAAAGGAAUUCAAUGCAGGUAGUGGCGAUGUACUUCCUGGUAAAUCACUAAAGAAAAAAGCGAACAGAGGUACACCUGUAAAGCUUUUACCUGAACAUACGGAAUUUCUUGUAAAGCUCUUCGAUAACAACCCUUCAUCGACUCUUGAAAUGGCUAAAGAGGCAUUAUCACUUGACAGAGAGCUGUCAUUUUUCUUUGAAGCAAGCGUCGAAAUACAAUGCAGAUAG